AGUAAUUUUGUCCUGGGUAACGCCCAGGUACAGUCCCUCUACCCCAUAGUCUACUGUUCUGAUGGCUUCUGUGAGCUGACCGGCUAUGCCCGCGCCGAACUGAUGCAGAAGAGCUGCGCGUGUCAUUUCCUGUACGGGCCAGAGACCAGCGACCAGCUGACGGCGAAGAUCCAGGGGGCGUUGGACGACAGGGGGGAAUUUAAGAGUGAGCUGCUGUUCUACAAGAAGGGAGGUGAGAGACUCAGAGUCAGGGGGUGCCCCUAGGGCUCUGGUCAAAACUAGUGCACUACAUAGGAAAUAGGGGGCCAUUUCAGACCACCCAGAGAGACAGAGAGACCGAGCUGGUGUUCUACAGACUCAAGCCUCGUUUAUACCUGGUGCUAGCAUGCGUUCUUUGUCCUGAUCUUAUCCACAUUAUGAUUGUGCCCACAUUGUAGCCAUUGCAUCUACACAUGGUAGUAAAAUGUCUCUUAUCUGUCCACUGUGUCCGCAUUGUGACCAAAUAUCAUGGUCCCUCCAUGUAUGCAAAUUAUUAUAUGUAUUUAUUUAUUUUAAGACACAUAUUGAUGCCAUAAGUCAAUGGUGACACCUGUCAAUUAUUUUAGCGGGUGGAAUAAUUAUGAUUUAAAUGGUUUCACUGUCCAGAUCUGUCUAAACUUGUAAGAUAUCCAGACACAACACAUCUGACUACCUCCAGAGGUGGUCAGGAAGAUCUGAUGGUAAUCAGAUCACAAUGCAUCUUUUAAUCAUCUAAACCUGCCAAAAAAUGUGGGUAUAAAUCAGAAUGUGGAUCAGGAAAAAAGGACACUUGUUAGAACCAGGUAUAAACGGCGAUUAAAGCCCCCAGGCAGUCUUUUACAUUUUAUUUUUAAAUCAUCACUCUAUGUCUAAUAAAUCACUAUGUGUGUUUAUUUCAAAAUUAUUUCCCUGAGCCUCCUUUUGCCAUUUAAAUGUUCAGUCUGAUCGUGUGGGCGUGUUGAUAAAAAAUGAAAUAUAUUUACAUACACAGCCCUGAUUGACAGAUAGUAUCGUCUAGACUAAAGUCUACCCUGCUUACCCCUUCAAAGUAGGAGGAUACAGGGCAUUCAGAAAGUAUUGAGACCCCUUGACUUUUUCCACAUUUUGUUAUGUUACAGCCUUAUUCUAAAAUGGAUAAAAUUAAAUAAAUGUCCUCAUCAAUCUACACACAAUACCCCAUAAUGACAAAGCGAAAACAGGUUUUUAUAAAUUUUUGCAAAUUUAUAAAAAAUGUAAAACAGAAAUACGUUAUUUACACAAGUAUUCAGACCCUUUGCUAUGAGACUCAAAAUUGAGCUCAGGUGCAUCUUGUUUCCAUUGAUCUUCCUUGAGAUGUUUCUACAACUUGAUUGGAGUCCACCUGUGGUAAAUUCAAUUGAUUGGACAUGAUUUUGAAAGGCACACACCUGUCUAUAUAAGGUCCCACAGUUGACAGUGCAUGUCAGAGCAAAAACCAAGCCAUGAGGUCGAAGGAAUUGUCAGUUGAGCUCCGAGACAGGAUUGUGUCGAGGCACAGAUCUGGGGAAGGGUACCAAAAACAUUAUGCAGUAUUGAAGGUCCCCAAGAACACAGUGGCCUCCAUCAUUCUUAAAUGGAAGAAGUUUGGAACCACUAAGACUCUUCCUUGAGCUGGCCGCCCUGCCAAACUGAGCAAACAGGGGAGAAGGGCCUUGAUCUGACAGAGCGCCAAAGUUCCUAUGUGGAGAUGGGAGAACCUUCCAGAAGGACAACCAUCUCUGCAGCACUCCACCAAUCAGGCCUUUAUGGUAGUGGCCAGACGGAAGCCACUCCUCAGUAAAAGGCACAUGACAGCCCGCUUGGAGUUUGCCAAAAGGCACCUAAAGGACUCUCAGACCAUGAGAAACAAGAUUCUCUGGUCUGAUGAAACCAACAUUGAACUCUUUGGCCUGAAUGCCAAGCGUCACGUCUGGAGGAAACCUGGCACCAUCCCUACGGUGAAGCAUGGUGGUUGCAGCAUCAUGCUGUGGGGAUGUUUUUCAGCGGCAGUGACUGGGAGACUAGUCAGGAUCAAGGGAAAGAUGAACAGAGCAAAGUACAGAGAGAUCCUUGAUGAAAACCUGCUCCAGAGCACUCAGAACCUCAGACUGGGAAUGGAUUUUUAUUUGGAUUUCAUGUAAUGGACAUACACAAAAUAGUCCAAAUUGGUGAAGUGAAAUGAAAAAAAUAACUUGUUUCAAAAAAUUCAAAAAAUAAAUAACGGAAAAGUGGUGCGUGCAUAUGUAUUCACCCCCUUUGCUAUGAAGCCCCUAAGUAAGAUCUGGUGCAACCAAUUACCUUCAGAAGUCACAUAAGUAGUUAAAUAAAAUCCACCUGUGUGCAAUCUAAGUGUCACAUGAUCUGUCACAUGAUCUCAGUAUAUAUACACCUGUUCUGAAAGGCCUCAGAGUCUGCAACACCACUAAGCAAGGGGCACCACCAUUCAAGCAGCACCAAGAAGACCAAGGAGCUCUCCAAACAGGUCAGGGAAAAAGUUGUGGAGAAGUACAGAUCAGGGUGGGGUUAUAAAAACAUAUCAGAAACUUUGAACAUCUCACGGCGCACCAUUAAAUCCAUUAUAAAAAAAUUGAAAGAAUAUGGCACCACAACAACCUUGGCAAGAGAGGGCCGCCCACUAAAACUCACGGACCAGGCAAGGAGGGCAUUAAUCAGAGAGGCAACAAAGAGACUAAAGAUAACCCUGAAGGAGCUGCAAAGCUCCACAGCAGAGAUUGGAGUAUCUGUCCAUAGGACCACUUUAAGCCGCACACUCCACAGAGCUGGGCUUUACGGAAGAGUGGCCAGAAAAAAAGCCAUUGCUUUAAGAAAAAAAUAAGCAAACACGUUUGGUGUUCGCCAAAAGCCAUGUGGGAGACUCCUCAAACAUAUGGAAGAAGGUACUCUGGUCAGAUGAGUCUAAAAUUAAGCUUUUUGGCCAUCAAGGAAAACACUAUGUCUGUGAUGACAUCCAAUGACAUGGUGACAUUUUUUGUUGAUUUCACACUGAAUUCACGUUAGUUGACAACUCAACCAAAUGUAAAUCAAAACUAGGCGAUGAACUGACGUCUGUGCCCAGUGGGAGAGAUUGAUGAGACAGAUCGAGGCAAGAAGGAACUGGUCCAUAGCAGAGAUAAUAUUUGAGGAGAAGGACAAAAGGACAAAACUGACAUUGAAGAGAAGACCGAGUGGUUUUAGACGAGAAAGGUAGAAGGCUAGCUUGGCUGGGUAGAGAGCUAGACGGCUGUUACUGGAAGAUAUAAGCCUUGAACAAAGAGAAGCACAGCAAAUACCAAAUACAAAUUGAUUCAAGCAUUAUUGGCCCUGCAUAUGCAUACAUUUGCAUUUUACAGCCUUCUGGGGCAGGGAAAUACAAUAAUAAACACAUUUAGUAAAGUUUUGUGAGUUCCUUCAUUAAGGCCUGGGACUGAAAGCGUUUAAAGAUGAAGAGAUCAUAUAAAAACAGAAGAAGUGUUUGUGUGUGUGUGUGUGUACAUGUGUGUGAGAGUGUAUGCUUGUGUUCUCACAUCCCUCCUGUAUCCCCAUGUAUUAACACAACACAACCUGAGCCUCCAGAACAAUUCAAGGGUUAUUAAAGACGUGCUUCGGAACUUUGGUGACUAGUAAGUAUUUUUUAAACCUCCCACUUUGGGCUGGAUGUGUUAAUGUGUAGUUCAUACAUGCAUAAUCUAUAAGCAGAAUUACUGUCUUAUCUCAAUUAGCCACGAAAUUCCUAGUUUGAAAGCAACUGUUUUCUAGAAUCUGUGCAGCACCAUUUUACCUACAUGUUCUCCCACGUGGGCUAGCCCCCUAGCAAUUUGAAUUUCAGACAAUGAGUUUCAGCCCCUCGCCAUUUGAGUGACAGCUAGCAAGAUACACACUCAGCAGAGCGAGAGAGAGAGAAAGCAAUGACGUGGUGCACAUACUGUAUCUGCACAUAUUUGACGUAGUGUGCAAUUUUCGGGACCACUUUUGACUCGUGAAGCUACUUUCAGAACUACUGACAAUUUUUUUUACAAAAGUACCAGAGAAUCUCUUUAAGCCUUGUCCCUCAUCCUUUAGUUCAUGUCCAUAUUCACACAGUAUGUUGAACACCAUGUAAUCCAGCUUUCAUCUAAAUAUACACCCAAUUGAGACAAAGAGAACACAGUGUUAACCAUAACAGCCAUGUAAUAGGACUCUGUCUCUAUGAAUAUGAGGCUCUUUUAUCUUGAUCAUAUCCAUUUAUGAACAACCACAACAUGUCCACCACCAUGUCACACUGUUAUGUGACUUUGUCAAGCUUGUUUUUGAUGUUCCAGUUGUAGCACUGACAGACAGGUGGAGUGGUAUGAAAUAUAUAAAAAUACAAGAAAAUAAAUAAAAUGUAUAGAAGUUGCCACGUGUAAUCUGAUUUAAACCAUGAAUACACUCUAAACCAAAACCUCAGAAAACAAAUGAAUUGGGUACAAAUGCAUUGGCUAUUGUGCACGCAAUGUGUUUCGACUAUAUCUGUCUUCUUCAGGCAGUUGAAGCACUGAAAGGUCUGACUUGUUCAAAUCUACAAAGACACAGAUUCAUGAUGGCUGUUAAGUGUUGCUGAUCGCAUUUGAUUAGAAACCCUCACAUUCACUUAGUGAGGCAUCAAAUCAAAUGAAAUCAUGGUACACGUGGAUGUAUUGUGAGCCAGUUGGUUUUGUAGUGUAGGUACCAGUUGUGUUAGAUUCAAAGAGAAUAGUUAUUCCCUGUGGUUUCAGUCCGUAGAGGAUGUAAUCGGUGUAUGGACAGCUGUGUGCUUCUGGUAGGUCUGCUUCUCAUCCAUGCUGAACGCUGUGGUGCUCAAUAUACUCUCAAUGUUGUGCUUAUCGUAACAGGUUGGAUAUUGCCUGCCAGCACAUUCAUGCUCCUUCAUAUAGUUGAUGGAGAUUGAUUAGUCAAAUUAAAUAAUAUUAAUCUUCAUCAUCAUUUUCUUCAUCACCAUCAUUGUUGUCAUCAUCAUCGUCAUCACCAUCAUCAUCAACACCUGUUUUUAACCACAGCUUUCAGACAAUGUCAAACCCUUCACCUUGGCUGAGAGUUGGGUGUAUUAAGUGUAACCGUGAUCUGUAGUCGGGUCACAGUGUGAGGAGAGAGACUCACAGACCUGUAUGACCUGGGUCCGUCACUUCUCACAUCACACCUCUACACAUUAUCUCUUCUAUCACUCUCCUACCUGCCUGCCAAACAACUGGGAGGAUAUAGCAUGCCACACAUCUCUCACUGCCAGGCACAACACUCCAUACAGUAUGAUAAAGAAAGGAUGAUUGAAGUGCUGUGUGGAUGUACAUGAAUACAGUAUGGAUGACAUCAAUUGAAUAGAGAAUAGCAAACUAUUUCUCCAGUCCGCUUCGUGACCAAUCUCAGAUAAAGCUGUACAUUUGUUUUUUUUAGCUUAUUUGUUUUCAUGCCAAGCUCAUUUCACUUUCUGAAUGACCAAAUUAGAGCUACGCUUCCUAAAAUGAAAAAGCUUUUAUUAAAUAAAGACAUCCUGCAUGCAACUCUCUCUAUCUCAUCAGUAAUAUCUCUCUAAAAGAGGAGCUCUGGGCUUUGACUCAGGGUGCAGAAUGUAAGGCACACACACAAACACUACACAUAAAGUGAGGUAGUGAGAUGUUGUUUUCUGGGUUUUGCUGAUAUUGUAACUUAUUAGGACUAGAGCAUUCAGUAUAAAUAGCUUUUCUAUAUUUCCAAUUUAAAUCAGCGUGUUCGCUGGGUUUUAUAGGGAGGCAGUGGGAUGGCAGGAGCUUUUCAAAUUUCUGUAGACAGCUGGAGACGAUCUGAUUAGCUAGAGGAAUGGAGUGUGUAUUAAAAUGAUGUGUGUGUGUGUACAUCAUUAUCAGUAUCAUCCUUAUAUGUAUCUGUUUUUGUACCAAUCUGCCACUAUAAAUAUUUAACUGAUUCACUGUCUCUUCCUACCAGUAUGUGUCUCUGAUCUCUGUCUCUCUGUGUUCCAGGUACCCAGUUCUGGUGUCUGCUGGACAUCGUGCCAAUUAAGAAUGAGAAGGGAGAGGUGGUGCUGUUUCUGGUGUCCCACAAGGACAUCACUGACAACAAGAAGGACCAGGACCCAGAGCAAGGCCCAGAGACUGGUGAGUUACCCUGGGUUAGACGAGGACCCAGAGCAAGGCCUAGAGACUGGUGAGUUACCCUGGGUUAGACCAGGACCCAGAGCAAGGCCCAGAGACUGGUGAGUUACCCUGGGUUAGACCAGGACCCAGAGCAAAGCCCAGAGACUGGUGAGUUACCCUGGGUUAGACCAGGACCCAGAGCAAAGCCCAGAGACUGGUGAGUUACCCUGGGUUAGACCAGGACCCAGAGCAAGGCCCAGAGACUGGUGAGUUACCCUGGGUUAGACCAGGACCCAGAGCAAAGCCCAGAGACUGGUGAGUUACCCUGGGUUAGACCAAGACCCAGACAGACCAGGACCCAGAGCAAUUCCCAGAGACUGGUGAGUUACCCUGGGUUUGUCACGAUUCAGACAGACGACCAGAGGACCACAAUUGCGUCACACCAGAAAGUUUAUUAAAACUUAAGGGAAAAGGGAAGUAGGGAGUGAAUGAAGGCUCCAGGGGUAACAGGGAUCCCGUCCAAUGUGCUGGGUCUGUGCCCCCCCCAGUGGCAGCGAUGCGUCCUAUGAAGCCGGUGGUGGGUGGUCCAGAAGUCCUGGGGGGGGGGAGACACAGACACAACAGGGCGGAAUGAAACAAGGCAGCAGUACAGUUCAAGGGAAAUCCAAAAUACGUAGUAGCAAGGCAGAAGGCUGGUCAGAGUUACCGGGAUUGAAGAGUAGUCAGGAGUCGUUAUGGCAGAAGCAGGUCUGGAUCUCCUGGGGCAGAAGAGUAUCCAAAAAUUCAGGCAGGACCGGGGUCACAAAACCAGGGUGAGCCAGAAGCGCGAGCAAACAGGUUCCGGGUGUGAGCUUUGCAGACGAUCUGACACCGGAGAGCUGAAAGACAGGGCCUUAAAUACUGGGAGAGGUAGUGGGUAAUGCAGCGCAGCUGGCAGAGUAAUUAGAGCAGAGCAGAGCAGGGACAGGUGGAGCUAGUUAGGCUGAGUAGAGAGAGUGGUGAGCAGAGUGGAAGAAAAUUAAGGUGGUAACCCGGUGGAGUGAGAGGCUCAUGACAGAACCCCCCCCCCAAGGGACGGCCCCAGAAGUCCCAAGAGCAACACCACGCCGGGCGGGAGGAGGGGAGCCGGAGGAGGGCUAGAACUCCUCCGAACGGUCCGAGUGAACGUCCUCAUCCUCGGAGGAAGCCGGAGGGCCGUGGUCGGGAGAUGGGACAGGUCCCGAGACAGGAUCAGGCACAGGACAGGAAGCCGAGCGGGCAGGACGGUUAGGGACCCCUCUGGGGCGGCCCCUACGGAUUGCAGGUUGAUCAGGAUGCCGUUGGUGGAAAGCGGUGAUGAGAGUCCUAUCCACAAUCCGACUAGCUGGCACCCAGGUCCUUUCCUCAGGUCCAUAGCCCUCCCAGUCAAUGAGGUACUGGAGACCCCUACCCCUCCGUCUGGACCGAAGCAGGCGGCGGACGGUGUAAACCAGACCACCAUCGACGAGCCGUGGAGGAGGAGGACAAGGCGCAGCAGGGACCAGCGGACUCUCAUGGAUGGGCUUAAUCUUAGACACAUGGAAAGUGGGGUGCACCCUCAGGGAAUUAGGCAGUUGGAGCCGGACAGCAGUUGGGCUAAUCACUCUUAUGAUAGGGAAUGGGCCAAUGAACCGAGGUGCCAGCUUCUGCGACUCCACCCUGAGUGGCAGGUUCUUCGAUGACAACCACACCCUUUGACCAACAUGGUAGGUGGGAGCAGGAAUUCUCCGACGGUUGGCCCCGGUAGUGUAGCUGGCAACGGAUCUGAGGAGUGUGGCUCGGGCUUGUGACCAGGUGCGGCGACAUCGACGGGCAAAAGCAAGUGCAGAUGGGCAAGUAACCUCCUCUUCCUGGCUGGCAAAUAGAGGAGGCUGGUAUCCAUAAACACAUUGGAAAGGGGACAUACCGAUGGCAGAGCAGGUCAGAGAAUUGUGUGCGUACUCCACCCAUGUCAAUUGCUGCGACCAGGAGUGGGGGUUGCGUGAAGUCAUGCAUCGCAGUGCCUUCUCGAGCUCCUGAUUAGCCCGCUCUGACUGCCCAUUGGAUUGGGGAUGGAAUCCGGAAGUCAGACUGACUGUGGCUCCCAGCAGGUGACAGAACUCCUUCCAAAAACCGGAGGAGAAUUGUGGACCACGGUCAGAAACUACAUCCUUUGGCAGUCCGUGGAUCCGGAAGACGUGUUCCAGGACCACCUGGGCGGUCUCCUUGGCGGUUGGGAGCUUGGGGAGGGGAAUGAAGUGUGCCAUCUUGCUGAAACGGUCAACUAUGGUGAGAAUGACGGUCAUGCCCCUUGAAGGGGGCAGCCCCGUGACAAAGUCAAGGGCGAUGUGAGACCAGGGACGUCUGGGCACAGGCAGGGGCUGCAGCAAUCCGGCUGGGGGCUGGCAGGACGACUUGUGUUGGUUGCAGAUGGGGCAGGCUUGGACGAAUUCCCGUACAUCCUUUCUCAGAGAGGGCCACCAGAACCUCUGGGCGAGCAGGUUGUAAGUGCGGGUGGAGCCAGGGUGACAAGCUAGGCGGGAGUCAUGUCCCCACUGAACGACCUGGGACCUCAGGUCUUCGGGGACAAAAAGGCGGUCAGCUGGGCAAGUGCUGGGACCUGGCUGGUUACGGAGAGCCUCCAGCACCUGUUCCUCAACAGCCCAGGUCAGAGCUGCAACGAUGCAGGGACUUGGCAGAAUCGACACAGGGUCCUUGGAGGGGGUGUCAUCCUUCUGGAAUUGACGGGAGAGGGCGUCUGGCUUGGUGUUACGUGAUCCAGGCCGGUAUGACAGAGUGAAAUUAAACCUGGUGAAGAACAGGGCCCAGCGGGACUGCCUGGAGUUCAACCGUUUGGCCGUGCGGAUGUACUCCAAGUUCUUAUGAUCGGUCCAAACGAGAAAUGGAAUGGUGGACCCCUCCAGCCAGUGACGCCACUCCUCCAAGGCAAGCUUCACAGCCAGCAGCUCACGGUUCCCUAUGUCGUAAUUGCACUCAGAGGGGGACAACCGACGUGAGAAAAAGGCACAGGGAUGGAGCUUCCUAUCCUCCGCAGCCCACUGAGAAAUCACAGCACCAACUCCCACAUCCGAGGCGUCCACCUCCACAAUGAAUUGCCGGUCCACAUCAGGCAUCUGGAGGAUGGGAGCGGAGGUGAACCUCACCUUGAGGGUACUGAAGGCCUUGUCGGCUGCUGGGGUCCAGGUGAAGGGUUGCUUGGUGCUGGUUAGAGCAGUGAGAGGGGCAGCAACGGUACUGUAGUUCCGGAUAAACUUUCUAUAGAAGUUAGCAAACCCCAGAAACUGUUGCAGCUUCUUUCUGUUCUCCGGAACUGGCCAUGAAGUGACUGCUGAUACUUUGGCAGGAUCCAUUUGGAUACUUCCCUCUGCCACUAUGUACCCCAGGAAGGCCACUGUCUUGACGUGAAACUCACAUUUCUCUGCCUUGGCGUAGAGGGAAUUCUCCAGAAGGCGAUGAAGGACUUGCUGGACAUGGCGGGUGUGUUCAGACAGGUUUCUGGAGUAGAUUAAGAUGUCAUCCAGGUAAACGAAGACAAACUUGUUUAACAUGUCCCGCAGUACAUCAUUCACUAGAGCCUGGAACACAGCAGGAGCAUUGGUGAGGCCAAAAGGCAUAACCAGAUACUCGUAGUGGCCUGUUGGUGUAUUGAAUGCGGUUUUCCAUUCAUCUCCCUCCCGGAUCCGCACUAGGUGGUAAGCGUUUCUGAGAUCCAACUUGGUAAAAACAGUGGCUCCCUGGAGCAACUCAAAAGCAGAGGUGAGCAGAGGCAGAGGGUAACGGUUUUUCACUGUGAUGUCGUUGAGUCCCCUGUAGUCGAUGCAGGGGCGAAGAGAUCCGUCCUUCUUCCCCACAAAGAAGAAGCCAGCACCAGCAGGAGAUGAAGAUGAACGGAUUAAUCCUGCGGACAGAGAGCCAUUGAUGUAGUCCUCCAUGGACUUUCUUUCAGGAGCAGACAACGAAUAAAGACGACCCUUUGGAGGGGCUGUUCCAGGGAGGAGGUCGAUGGCACAGUCGUACGGUCGGUGAGGGGGCAGAGAUGUGGCUCUUGCUUUGUUAAACACCUCUCUGAGACCAUGGUAGCAUUCUGGGACAUUGGAGAGGUCAGGAGCGGAGUUAGUAGGUACUGGCCGAGGGGGUAGUGCGGCAGCAAGCAGGCAGGUUCGGUGGCAGUCCUCUCCCCACUCCCUGAUCACCCCGGUCACCCAGUCGAGCUGAGGGUUGUGCCGGCGGAGCCAUGGGUAACCCAGGAUGAGGGGUUGGCCUGGAGAGGGGAGCAGGUGAAACUGGAUAGUUUCUUGAUGGUUUCCGGACAGACCCAUCGAGACCGGGGCCGUGACAUGAGUGACCGAUCCGAGUAAGUGUCCGUCCAGUGCCCGGGCAGGAAUAGGAGGUGUCAAACGGAGGUUCUCCAGUCCCAGUUGGCGUGCCAGCUUGAUGUCCAUUAUGUUGGCUUCGGCGCCAGAAUCCACCAGAGCAGCCAGGGUGUGAGUUGAGUCAGAGAGGCGGAGGUGAACUUGCAGCAGGGGUUUGCGGUCGGAGGACUGGAUGGUCAUUGAACUCAACCGGACUCCCCCUAUGCCCGGUGAGCUUCGGCCCUUUAAAGGGCAGGUUACCACACGAUGUCCAUCACCUCCACAAUAGAGGCAGAGGUUAGAGGUGAAGCGGCGCUGGCGCUCUGCAGGAGUGAGAGAGGCUCGCCCAAUCUCCAUAGGCUCAGACUGAUCAAGCUGACCUGGGUGAGUGGCAGUAGAUGACAGGAGCCCAGUCGGAUCUCUCCGAAUGCCGGUAGUAGGUGGACCUUGGCGCCCCCUCUCACGACGACGGGUCUGUAUCCUUCUGUCGAUCCUGACAGUCAGUGCGAUGGCUUCAUCAAGAGUGGAAGGCAGUUCAUGGGAGACCAACUCGUCCUUGAUAUAGUCAGCCAAACUAUGGAAGAACGCGUCCACCAACGAUGGUGUGUUCCAAGAACUUCGUCUAGCCAGGGUUCGGAAGUCGAUGGAAUGGUCUGCGACUGUACGUCUGCCUUGUCGAAUACUGAACAGUUCACGAGACGCCUCUGCGGUUGGUGAAUCCAGGUCAAACACCUUCAGCAUCUCCUCAGCAAACAGGUCGAAGGUUGCACAUGCGGGGGUUUGACGUUCGAACUCUGCUGUUCCCCAGAGUCGAGCUCGGCCCGUCAGGUGAGUGAUGGCAUACCCAACUUUAGCCCCCUCCGUGGCGAAGGUCCUUGGCUGCAAGGAGAACUGAAGUCGGCAGCUAGUCAGGAAUGGCCGGACCUGGGUUGAAUCGCCGUUGAACCGCUCGGGGUUUCCAAUCUUGGGUUCCGGAGCAGCGGCUGCAAUGACCGGGGCAGGUAACUCGGGGGCAGGGCUGGUGGGCAGACUGGCUGGGGUAAGGUUGGUGAGGAGUUGAAUGAUCAUGGCGAGUUGUUGUUGCUGCUGCUGGAACUGCUGCUCAUGCUCAUCGGUUUCCAUGUCGGGGAAAGUGUGCGCUGAGUCCAUAAUGGUCAGAUCGUACUGUCACGAUUCAGACAGACGACCAGAGGACCACAAUUGCGUCACACCAGAAAGUUUAUUAAAACUUAAGGGAAAAGGGAAGUAGGGAGUGAAUGAAGGCUCCAGGGGUAACAGGGAUCCCGUCCAAUGUGCUGGGUCUGUGCCCCCCCCAGUGGCAGCGAUGCGUCCUAUGAAGCCGGUGGUGGGUGGUCCAGAAGUCCUGGGGGGGGGGGAGACACAGACACAACAGGGCGGAAUGAAACAAGGCAGCAGUACAGUUCAAGGGAAAUCCAAAAUACGUAGUAGCAAGGCAGAAGGCUGGUCAGAGUUACCGGGAUUGAAGAGUAGUCAGGAGUCGUUAUGGCAGAAGCAGGUCUGGAUCUCCUGGGGCAGAAGAGUAUCCAAAAAUUCAGGCAGGACCGGGGUCACAAAACCAGGGUGAGCCAGAAGCGCGAGCAAACAGGUUCCGGGUGUGAGCUUUGCAGACGAUCUGACACCGGAGAGCUGAAAGACAGGGCCUUAAAUACUGGGAGAGGUAGUGGGUAAUGCAGCGCAGCUGGCAGAGUAAUUAGAGCAGAGCAGAGCAGGGACAGGUGGAGCUAGUUAGGCUGAGUAGAGAGAGUGGUGAGCAGAGUGGAAGAAAAUUAAGGUGGUAACCCGGUGGAGUGAGAGGCUCAUGACAGGGUUAGAAGCUAAGUUAACCUGGGUUAGAGACUGGUGAGUUAAAAUUGGGGUGGAGGCUGAUUUAACCUGGGUUAGACUCUGAAUUAACUUGACUUAGAUUCUGAGUUAACAUGGGUUAAAGUCAGAAUUAACCUGGGUUAAUUUGGGAGGGAGUAGAGAGACGAGAUAGAGAGUGAGAGAAAGAGAGAAAGACAGCGAGAGAGAGAGAGAGAGAGAGAGAGAGAGAGAGAGAGAGAGAGAGAGCGAGAGAGAGACAGAGACAGAGAGAAACAGAGCGAGAGAGAGACAGAGACAGGGAAAGAGAGAGAGACAGAGAGAAACAGAGAGAGAGACAGAGACAGGGAAAGAGAGAGAGACAGAGAGAAACAGAGCGAGAGAGAGACAGAGACAGGGAAAGAGAGAGAGACAGAGAGAAACAGAGCGAGAGAGAGACAGAGACAGGGAAAGAGAGAGAGACAGAGAGAAACAGAGAGAGAGAGCCAGAGACAGGGAAAGAGUGGCGCAGUGGUCUAAGGCACUGCAUCGCAGUGCUAGCUGUGCCACUAGAGAUCCUGGUUCGAAUCCAGGCUCUGUCGUAGCAGGCCGCGACCGGGAGACCCAUUGGGCGGCGCACAAUUCGUCCAGGGUAGGGGAGGGAAUGGCCGGCAGGGAUGUAGCUCAGUUGGUAGAGCAUGCCGUUUGCAACGCCAGGGUUGUGGGUUUGAUUCCCACGGGGGGCCAGUAUGAAAAAAAAUUAUUAUGUAUGCACUCACUAACUGUAAGUCGCUCUGGAUAAGAGCGUCUGCUAAAUGACUAAAAUGAAAGAGAGACAGAGAGACAGAGACAGGGAAAGAGAGAAACUCUGACAUUGCCACUCUCUGUGACUGUUAUGAUGCAAAUCUUAUUUGGCUACAGAGGACACAGCUUUAUUCUGCUUUUUUCAGCUUCAGUUUUGACCCAGACACCACACAGGAUUAUUACAUUUUUUCACUGUGAAUUACAGAGUGAAAUGACACCAUGGGAGAUAGAGUUGACAAAUAGGCAUGGAGGAAGGGAUAGAGGGAGGGAUGGAGGGAGAGAGAGAGGUGUUCAUGUUUUUUGUUCAGUGAUUUAUCACGAAGAUGUAAUGACUGUAACCUUUAAAGAGCUUCAUCAGCAUACAUGUUUUACACUGUUAUAAGAAUUAGUGUGUAACACUGGAGGGAGGGAGGGAGGGAGGGAGGGAGGGAGGGAGGGAGACUUGGCUAUUCUGUCUGGUUGGUUUAAACUCUGAAAAUAGUUUUGACAUUUCCAUACAAUCCCUAUCUACUACUCUAGGGAAUGAGAACAUUACAUUUUGUGUGGACCCUCGUGGCAGUACAGGUGUCCUCAGGGCCGGCUCCAGGCAUAAGCGACAUAAGCGGUCACUUAGAGCCCCUGGCUAGUCGGGGUUUCAACUUGGAACAUGACGUCUCUUGGCCACAUGAAACCAGUUGUGUCUGGUUUGGGUAGUGAGUCACUGUGCCAAAAUAGCUGCACGGAUUUUCAAGCAUAUCAUCUUAAAAUGACCCUACCAAUCAGGGCUUUCAAGUUAUGGAGUUUGUUUUUUGGAAAUAAGACACAGACAGGUGGUGAAGCUUCAAACUUCUUAUGACAUUACCAAGGCCUGUAGCUUUCAAAUGAUAUGUCACUUUCUAUUUUCUGAUUAAUCUUAUUUUGGGGGUGACCCCCCAAACUCACAGAGCCCUGUUCAGGGCCCAAAACAACCGCUCAGCGUUUAACAGGUUAAAUGUGUCAAAUAAAAUAAAAUGUAUACAAAAUAAUUCAUUAAAGGAUUCAUGAAUUCAACGACAUUCUCUCUGUCCCCAGAUGAGGAGACGGGUCUGGAAGUGCACAAGGUCACCCGUCCCCCAGGCUUCAACACCAACCGCAGACGCAGCCGGGCCGUACUCUACCACCUGUCUGGACACCUGCAGAAACAGGACAAAAGCAAGAUCAAGCUCAACAACGUGAGUUGCCCUGAGUCACACACACACACACACACACGUGCGCGCGCACACACACACACACACACACAAACAAACACAAACACACACACAUACAGAUGUAGGAUCUUAAUUUGAGCCAGUUUGCUACAGCAGGAAAAUAAUCCUGCAGCAACAGGAAAUGUGAAUUAUUAUGUGGAUUAUAAUUAAUGGAAAAUAAUUAGGGUAAAUCAAGUCUGACAUUUUAAAGUGGAAAUUACAAACGUUAGAAGCCUUUUGAAACCUUGAAUAGACUACAAGUUUGCAUUUUUUGCUGUACAGGAAAGUUCUCAUCAACAAAAGAGUGAUCAAAUUAAGAUCCUACAUCUGUACACGCACACGCCUUGCCUUGACAGCUAAGUGUCCAGCCACAUCUCAAGGAGCGCUACAAUGACAUUGAGUAAGCUUGCUUUGAGGACAAUCCUGAACAACACAUAGAUAUCGAAUAGAUUAACCUUGUAGCUUCAGACCAUGCCCAUCCAACCCACAGUGUACAGUGUCUUCAGUCCAAAGCCCAGGGUCAAGUUCACAGGAUUUACAAUGAUAGUCAUGUUGCUGAGUUUUCAUUCCAGGAUUAAACUGAGUUUGCUGAAAUACAUUAAUAAAUAAUGUUUACUGAAGGGUACAGAUGGGAUGAAGGUUGACUGAGAAGGUUCUGACUGACUGAGCUGAGCAGGUUCUCUUUGACUUUGGUGAAAAUAGGAUUGCGUUCAUAUUUCUGUCCAUGUAGACAUGCAGUCGUUUUCAAAAGAGAGAACUACUCCUUACUAUUCUAUGGGCUAGAACUAGAACAAACCAGAACCUGGAGUUUUUCCUAUUCUAUGGGCUAGAACUAGAACAAACCAGAACCUGGAGUUUUUCCUAUUCUAUGGGCUAGAACUAGAACAAACCAGAACCUGGAGUUUUUCCUGCUUAGGUCAUGUUGUCAUGAAAAUCCUGUUAUUGACGUGCCUAUCUUUCUCCUCACCCCUCCAGAACAUGUUUGGGGACAAACCGCCCAUCCCAGAGUACAAGGUGGCAGCCAUUCAGAAGUCCCGAUUCAUCCUGCUCCACUACGGGACCUUCAAGGCAGGCUGGGAUUGGCUAAUCCUGCUGGCUACCUUCUAUGUGGCAGUCACGGUGCCCUAUAAUGUGUGUUUCACUGUGGUGGGGGGGCGGGAUGAAGGGAGCUCCGCCCCCCGCAGCCCCCCCAGUGUGAGUGACAUUCUAGUGGAGAUCCUCUUCAUGCUGGGUAAGGAGACAAGGAAUAUAGCUAAAGUUAUUCUAACAUUAUGGUAACAAUAUUCUAACAUUAUUUUGAUAUUCUCAUAAUAUCUAACAUUUUCUAUUGCAUCUAUUAGUCUAGCAUUAUAUAACAUUCUUUCAACACUAUUCUAAAUCAAAUAAAAAUCUAAACAAAGUUUAUUUGUCGUGUACACAGAUUAGCAGAUGUUAAAGCAGGUGCAGUGACUGCCCGUCCCUAUUUAAAGACAUUAUGAUAGUGCCAUUCUAUGUCACUCAGUCGACUGCAUUUACCUAUGGCUGGGUAACUUCCUCUAAACAAAUACAUUAACACACUGUGUGCACUCAAGCCUCCACAGACUCCCCCUGACAUUCAUUGAGUUGAUGUUUGCCUUAAUUUCUUCCAACACUAAUUCUAUUGCCUACAGGUACUUAGUAUAUUCAUUGUGGGAGAAUAAAUACAGUAAUUUUCUUGAAUGAAAGUUAAUGGUAAUUAACACUUAUUAGUUCAUUGUAUUACCGGCCCAUGUUGAAAACUCUGCCCAUCGUCUCUCUCUCUCUCUCUCUCUCUCCUUAGCAGACAGAUGGGCAUCAUAAAAGUUCACUAACUGCAGUGUUAGCGAUACAUCUCUAGUCAAAUUAUAUAUGAACCACAUGCAAUGGACCAUUUCUCUCAAUUGUUUUUAACAAAUAAAAAGCCUACGUGAAUGCAUUCAUCUGCAGUCAUUUAAUUAUACAAAACACCUAUGGACCAUUUCACUCAAUUGUCAAUUUACCCUUUUAACAUAAAAGCCAUGUAAGUCAAUAAAGCCACGCUAUCUAUAGCAAUGAACUUAUACAGUAUGAACCAUCAACAAUGUGCUAUUUGUCUCAGCUAUUCAUUCAUUCAUUUGUUAAUAAGAAAUUAAUUGUAAAUAAAUCCUGUAUUCUUGUCGUUGUGCAGAUAUUGCAUUGAACUUUCGGACGACCUUUGUGAGCACGUCGGGCCAGGUGGUGUACGAUGCUCGCUCCAUAUGUGUGCACUACGUCACCACCUGGCUGUUUGUUGACCUCAUCGCUGCCUUGCCCUUUGACCUGCUCUAUGCCUUCAACGUCAGCGUGGUGAGUGGAUGUCAGGGUGUGUGUGGGACUGUGGAUAUUGAAAAGUAAUAGAUUUUGACUUUGGUUGGUCUAAUGGUUGUAUGGGGCUGUACAGUGGGGAGAACAAGUAUUUGAUACACUGCCGAUUUUGCAGGUUUUCCUACUUACAAAGCAUGUAGAGGUCUGUAAUUUUUAUCAUAGGUACACUUCAACUGUGAGAGACGGAAUCCAGAAAAUCACAUUGUAUGAUUUCUAAGUAAUUCAUUUGCAUUUUAUUGCAUGACAUAAGUAUUUGAUACAUCAGAAAAGCAAAACUUAAUAUUUGGUACAGAAACCUUUGUUUGCAAUUACAGAGAUCAUACGUUUCCUGUAGGUCUUGACCAGGUUUGCACACACUGCAGCAGGGAUUUUGGCCCACUCCUCCAUACCUUCUCCAGAUCCUUCAGGUUUCGGGGCUGUCGCUGGGCAAUACGGACUUUCAGCUCCCUCCAAAUAUUUUCUAUUGGGUUCAGGUCUGGAGACUGGCUAGGCCACUCCAGGACCUUGAGAUGCUUCUUACAGAGCCACUCCUUAGUUGCCCUGGCUGUGUGUUUCGGGUCGUUGUCAUGCUGGAAGACCCAGUCAUGACCCAUCUUCAAUGCUCUUACUGAGGGAAGGAGGUUGUUGGCCAAGAUCUCGCGAUACAUGGCCCCAUCCAUCCUCCCCUCAAUACGGUGCAGUCGUCCUGUCCCCUUUGCAGAAAAGCAUCCCCAAAGAAUGAUGUUUCCACCUCCAUGCUUCACGGUUGGGAUGGUGUACUUGGGGUUGUACUCAUCCUUCUUCUUCCUCCAAACACGGCGAGUGGAGUUUAGACCAAAAAGCUAUAUUUUUGUCUCAUCAGACCACAUGACCUUCUCCCAUUCCUCCUUUGGAUCAUCCAGAUGGUCAUUGGCAAACUUCAGACGGGCCUGGACAUGCGCUGGCUUGAGCAGAGAGACCUUGCGUGCCCUCAGGAUUUUAAUCCAUGACGGCGUAGUGUGUUACUAAUGGUUUUCUUUGAGACUGUGGUCCUAGCUCUCUUCAGGUCAUUGACCAGGUCCUGCCGUGUAGUUCUGGGCUGAUCACUCACCUUCCUCAUGAUCAUUGAUGCCCCACGAGGUGAGAUCUUGUAUGGAGCCCCAGACCGAGGGUGAUUGACCAUCAUCUUGAACUUCUGACAUUUUCUAAUAAUUGCGCCAACAGUUGUUGCCUUCUCACCAAGCUGCUUGCCUAUUGUCCUGUAGCCCAUCCCAGCCUUAUGCAGGUCUACAAUUUUAUCCGUGAUGUCCUUACACAGCUCUCUGGUCUUGGCAAUUGUGGAGAGGUUGGAGUCUGUUUGAUUGAGUGUGUGGACAGGUGUCUUUUAUACAGGUAACGAGUUCAAACAGGUGCAGUUAAUACAGGUAAUGAGUGGAGAACAGGGGGGCUUCUUAAAGAAAAACUAACAGGUCUGUGAGAGCCGGAAUUCUUACUGGUUGGUAGGUGAUCAAAUACUUAUGUCAUGCAAUAAAAUGCAAAUUAAUUACUUAAAAAUCAUACAAUGUGAUUUUCUGGAUUUUUGAUUCCGUCUCUCACAGUUGAAGUGUACCUAUGAUAAAAACUACAGACCUCUACAUGCUUUGUAAGUAGGAAAACCUGCAAAAUCGGCAGUGUAUCAAAUACUUGUUCUCCCCACUGUAUGGGCCAGUCAGUUCCCUAGAGAACUAUAACCAAGGAGCUCUGUGGGUUGCAGCUGCAGGAGAACUGACACCUAUGAUGUCACUUUUCAUCAAACACUGCUUUCCACAGAGAUCCAACAGUACUGAAAAUCUAACUUUCCUCUUUACCUUCUGACCCGAGAUGUGUGUCUGUAUCUAUGUGUCUGUGUUUCUACAGUACUUUGGGGUCCACCUGCUGAAGACAGUGCGGUUGCUGCGCCUGCUGAGGCUGCUACAGAAGCUUGAGCGUUACUCCCAGUACAGUGCUGUAGUACUCACCCUGCUCAUGUCCAUGUUCGCCCUGCUGGCCCACUGGAUGGCCUGCGUCUGGUACUUCAUCGGACGCAGAGAGAUUGAAAACAGCCCCAACUCCUGGGACAUUGGUCAGUACACAUGGAUGUCUACAUUGCACAUUGAGAUUGUAAUCUGUUUUUCAAGGGAGCCAAGAUGCAGCAUCACAGGCAUUCAGUUGUAUAAUAAUAUAACAUUAAUUAAUAAAAUAACACAUAUGGGUCCUACUAGACCUUCUGUGCAAUGACUGUAAUCAUGAUGUAACUACAUUCAAUUCAGGACUUCUAACGCGUCUGGCUGUUGCAAAAUGAUGUGUUUAAUCAUUUUAGCCUAAGAUUUGAUCAAGAAACAGCAGUUAUGCUGUCAUGGAGGAUCAGUCUCCCUUAUAGUAGUCAUUAUAAAUACAAUUAAUGAUUUUAAUAAGGCGAAACCUCGUUGAUAUUCUACACGCAUCACUCAAUGGAAAACUGCAGAAAAAGACACACACAUCCGGCUUGAUGACGAACACACACCCAUGCAUGCACGCACAAAUACAGUUGAAGUCGGAAGUUUACAUACACUUAGGUUGGAGUCAUUAAAACUCGUUUUUCAACCACUCCACACAUUUCUUGUUAACAAACUAUAGUUUUGGCAAGUAUGUUAGGACAUCUACUUUGUGCAUGACACAAGUCAUUUUUCCAACAAUUGUUUACAGACAGAUUAUUUAACUUAUAAUUCACUGUAUCACAAUUCCAGUGGGUCAGAAGUUUACAUACACUAAGUUCACAGUGCCUAUAAACAGCUUGGAAAAUUCCAGAAAAUGAUGUCAUGGCUUUAGAAGCUUCUGACAGGCUAAUUGACAUCAUUUGAGUCAAUUGGAGGUGUACCUGUGGAUGUAUUUCAAGGCCUACCUUCAAACUCAGUGCCUCUUUGCUUGACAUCAUGGGAAAAUCUAAAGAAAUCAGCCAAGACCUCAGAAAAAAAAUUGUAGACCUCCACAAGUCUGGUUCAUCCUUGGGAGCAAUUUCCAAACGCCUGACGGUACCACGUUCAUCUGUACAAACAAUAGUAUGCAAGUAUAAACACCAUGGGACCACGCAGCCAUCAUACAGCUCAGGAAGGAGACGUGUUAUGUCUCCUAGAGACAAUCCCAGAACAACAGCAAAGGACUUGUGAAGAUGCUGGAGGAAACAGGUACAUAAGUAUCUAUAUCCACAGUAAAACAAGUCCUAUAUUGACAUAACCUGAAAGGCCGCUCAGCAAGGAAGAAGCCACUGCUCCAAACCGCCAUAAAAAAGCCAGACUACGGUUUGCAACUGCACAUGGGGACGAAGAUCGUACUUUUUGGAGAAAUGUCCUCUGGUCUGAUGAAACAAAAAUAGAACUGUUUGGCCAUAAUGACCAUCGUUAUGUUUGGAGGAAAAAGGGGGUCGCUUGCAAGCCGAAGAACACCAUCCCAACCGUGAAGAACGGGGGUGGCAGCAUCAUGCUGUGGGGGUGCUUUGCUGCAGGAGGGACUGGUGCACUUCACAAAAUAGAUGGCAUCAUGAGGAAGGAAAAUUAUGUGGAUAUAUUGAAGCAACAUCUCAAGACAUCAGUCAGGAAGUUAAAGCUUGGUCGCAAAUGGGUCUUCCAAAUGGACAAUGACCCCAAGCAUACUUCCAAAGAUAACCCCACCCACUUUGCCAAAGCACAGCCCCCACACCACUAGAGGGAUAUCAACAGACCACCAACUUACUACCCUGAGACAAAGCCCAUGAAGAUCUCCUCCACCGCACGAGCCCGAGGGGGACGCAAAACCUGACAGGAAGAUGACGUCUGUAACUCAACCCACUCAAUUGACGCACCCCUCCUAGGGACAGCAUGGAAGAGCACUAGUAAGCCAGUGACUCAGCCCCCGUAAUAGGGUCAGAGGCAGAGAAUCCCAGUGGAGAGAGGGGAGCCGGCCAGGCAGAGACAACAAGGGUGGUUCGUCGCUCCAGUGCCUUGCCGUUCACCUUCGCACCCCUGGGCCAGACUACACUCAAUCAUAGGACCUACUGAAGAGAUGAGUCUUCAGUAAAGACUUAAAGACUCAAGACCGAGUCUACGUCUCUUACAUGGAUAGGCAGACCAUUCCAUAAAAAUGUAGCUCUAUAGGAGAAAGCCCUGCCUCCAGCUGUUUGCUUAGAAAUUGUAGGGACAAUAAGGAGGCCUGCGUCUUGUGACCGUAGCGUACGUGUAGGUACAGUUGAAGUCGGAAGUUUACAUACACCUUAGCCAAAUAUAUUUCAACUCAGUUUUUCACAAUUCCUGACAUUUAAUCCUAGUAAAAAUUCCCUGUCUUAGGUCAGUUAGGAUCACCACUUUAUUUUAAGAAUGUGAAAUGUCAGAAUAAUAGUAGAGAGAAUGAUUUAGUUCAGCUUUUAUUUCUUUCAUCACAUUCCCAGUGGGUCAGAAGUUUACAUACACUCAAUUAGUAUUUGGUAGCAUUGCCUUUAAAUUGUUUAACUUGGGUCAAACGUUUCGGGUAGCCUUCCAUAAGCUUCCCACAAUAAGUUGGGUGAAUUUUGGCCCAUUGCUCCUGACAGAGCUGGUGUAACUGAGUCAGGUUUGUAGGCCUCCUUGCUCCCACACGCUUUUUCAGUUCUGCCCACACAUUUUCUAUAGGAUUGAGGUCAGGGCUUUGUGAUGGCUACUCCAAUACCUUGACUUUGUUGUCCUUAAGCCAUUUUGCCACAACUUUGGAAGGAUGCUUGGGGUCAUUGUCCAUUUGGAAGACCCAUUUGCAACCAAGCUUUAACUUCCUGACUGAUGUCUUGAGAUGUUGCUACAAUAUAUCCACAUAAUUUUCCUUCCUCAUGAUGCCAUCCAUUUUGUGAAGUGCCAGUCCCUCCUGCAGCAAAGCACCCCCACAGCAUGAUAAUGCCACCCCCGUGCUUCAUGGUUGGGAUGGUGUUGUUCGACUUGCAAGCAACCCCCUUUUUCCUCCAAACAUAACGAUGGUCAUUAUGGCCAAACAGUUCUAUUUUUGUUUCAUCAGACCAGAGGACAUUUCUCCAAAAAGUACGAUCUUUGUCCCAAUGUGCAGUUGCAAACCGUUUUCUGGCUUUUUUACAGUGGCUUCUUCCUUGCUGAGCGGCCUUUCAGGUUCUGUCGAUAUAUGACUCGUUUUACUGUGGAUAUAGAUACUUUUGUACCUGUUUCUUCCAGCAUCUUCACAAGGUGCUUUGCUGUUCUGGGAUUGAUUUGCACUUUUCGCACCAAAGUACGUUCAUCUCUAGGAGACAGAACGCGUCUCCUUCCUGAGCGGUAUGACGGCUGCGGGGUCCCAUGGUGUUUAUACUUGUGCACUAUUGUUUGUACAGAUGAACGUGGUACCGUCAGGCAUUUGGAAAUUGCUCCUAAGGAUGAACCAGACUUGUGGAGGUCUACAAUUCUUUUUCUGAGGUCUUGGCUGAUUUCUUUUGAUUUUCCCAUGAUGUCAAGCAAAGAGGCACUGAGUUUGAAGGUAGGCCUUGAAAUACAUCCACAGGUACACCUCCAAUUGACUCAAAUGAUGUCAAUUAGCCUAUCAGAAGCUUCUAAAGCCAUGACAUCAUUUUCUGGAAUUGUCCAAGCUGUUUAAAGGCAACAAGUCAACUUAGUGUAUGUAAACUUCUGAGGCACUGGAAUUGUGAUACAGUGAAUUAUAAGUUAAAUAAUCUGUCUGUAAACAAUUGUUGGAAAAAUGACUUGUGUCAUGCACAAAGUAGAUGUCCUAACCGACUUGCCAAAACUAUAGUUUGUUAACAAGAAGUUUGUGGAGUGGUUGAAAAACAAGUUUUAAUGACUCCAACCUAAGUGAAUGUAAACUUCCGACUUCAACUGUAUAUAGACAUGUGUGUGCCUUUCGAAAUCAUGUCCAAUCAAUUUGUAGAAACAUCUCAAGGAUAGACCUAUCACUAAAAGCUUCAGUCACACAAAAGUUAUACUUAAACCCGAACUGGUUCUCAAGCAAAUUAGUAAGAUUGUCUCACCCAAUGUUCAAGAAAGGCCUUUUUCCCUUUAUUCAGAUUACAACAACUCAUUUGCAGUUAUUUGAAAAGGAAAUAAUCUCCCAAAUAUCACUAUUUCUAAAACAAGCCAUAGAAAGUUGGUUGCAAUUUCAAUUUAAUCCUCCAGAAACGACAGAACAAAUAAUGCAACAAAUAUUGUGGUUAAAUUCAAAUAUACUAAUUGACAAAAAACCUUUAUUUUUUGACAGAAUGUUUAAAAAAGGUAUAAUCUUCGUAAAUGAUAUCAUCGGUAGGACUGGGGGAGUUAUGUCGCACAUGCAGCUAACAAAAACAUAUGGAAAUGUCUGCUCUACCCAAAAUUACAACCAAAUAAUUGCAGCCUUACCGCAAAAGUGGAAGAGGAAAGUGGAAGGGGGAGAAAGUAAGGAACUUGUCUGUCGGCCUUGCAUUAAAGAACAUAAUUGGUUAAGGAAAACUGUGAUAAAUAAAAAAGUAUAUCAGUUUCACUUAAGGACCAAAGGAUUGACAGCCGUCCCAUAUAGAUUGCAAAAUAGUUGGGAAGAGAUCUUUGACGUACCGAUCCCAUGGCAUAGUGUUUAUGAACUGACACGCAAAACGACACCGGAUUCAAAAAUUUGAAUCUUUCAAUUUAAAUUAUUAUAUACAAUUCUUGCUACCAAUAGAAUGUUAUUUAUAUGGGGGAUACAAUCUUCCCAGCUCUGCAGAUUUUGCUGUGAAGAGACAGAAUCAUUAGAUCAUUUGUUUUGGUUCUGUCCAUUUGUAGCUUGUUUUUGGACACAGGUCCAGGAAUAGCUAAAGGAUUGCAAUAUUUACCUGGAGCUAACCUUGCAGAUAGCAUUACUGGGUGAUCUGAAAAGUCAUAGUCAAUCAAUCAAUCAAUAAUAUAAUAAUACUUUUAGCAAAAAUGUUUAUUUUUAAUUCACAAUCUUUAGAAGCAAUGAGAAUAGAAAGGUUCAGAACUCUUGUAAAACAUCACAGUACGGUUGAAAUAUAUAUGGCAAAUAGAAAUCCUAUAUGGAUGGUGUUAAGAGAUAGAUGGGAGGUAUUGAAUAGAGUUGAAGGAUGGGACUAAUAACAAAUAACAACAAAUAAUAACAAAGAUAGCUAAUAAUGUAAGCAUACUGUGUCCAUAAUAAGUAUAUAGGUUGUAUGUUGGGAGCUUUUGGGAAGAGCACAGUUAGAAAGAUAUGGCAUAUAGAAGCAAACCGGAUGGACAUCAUGAAAAUGAUCGGAGAGGUUGAGAGUAGAAGAAGUUCAGGAGCAAAAAAAAUAUAUAUAUAUAUAUAAUAUAAUUACUGUAAAAUUAACUCUGUCCAUAAGGUGUAGAUAGUAAUAAAAAAUAAAAAAAACAUCUCAAGGAUGAUCAAUGGAAACAUGAUGCACCUGACCUCAAUUUUUCCCUUUGUCAUUAUGGGGUAUUGUGUGUAGAUUGCUGAGGAUUUAAAUGUUUAAAAAAAAAUCCAUUUUAGAAAAAGGCUGUAACGUAACAAAAUGUGGAAAAAGUCAAGGGGUCUGAAUACUUUCCAAAGGCACUGUACCCCAGAGUGUUACAGCCAGGCUUGCUGCCUAUCUUUAGCCCAGCCCCAGGACUCAAGCACCAUGAACCCAACUGGUUCAGAGACUGUCAUUGGUUUUACAGGCAUUUCCUGGUUGAAGGCUUAAAUGAUGGGUGAGUUUCUAUGCUAAAGUUUAGGAUUUGAUUUUGAGGGUACCCACAGCCAUUCCUGAUCGGUUGCAAUUACUGUAAGUUGAUUGAGCCUGUACUAUUCAAAGCUUGAUUGGCGAGUAAGUUGGUACGUUUUGGGAGUUGAUGUUGGUGGUAGCCACAGCCAUUCCUGAGCUGUCAGAUUUAGUUGGUUCAGAAUGAGGGAUUAGGGUCCCUUUCAAACGCUAAUGCAAGGUCAGACUGAUCUUUAAUUAAUUCGGAUGAUUACGGUUUAUUUCACGUUUGGGUUGGCAGAGGUUUGGCUUGUCCCAGCUCAGUAUAAAAGCAAGUUGGACCAGUUUCAUAUUAAACUGUAGUGAUACGAGAUUGCUAAAUUUAUUUGAGACAAAAAUAUUUCAUUUUGCAGUGUUUUCUUUAAGUGGGAGACUGUCAAACAUACAUUUUCUUUCAAGAGCCUUACAUAGCCAACAGCAUUGCCAAACCAGUCCAUGAAAGCACCAAAUGUAAUAGCACAUUUUCAAUUUCCUACACAGACACACAGAAACCCUCUCAUCUUAUAAGCCUGUUCUCUUCAAUCUGUUAUUAUUAUAGCUCAGCAGUAUUUAUAGACCAGCUCUAGUAACAUGACAAACACAUCAACAGCAGCAGCAGCUCACAACAACAGCAUAUCAACAGAUAUGCCACAGGCGUGCGUGUGUCUUUGUGUGUGUCUGCAGAUACUGUAGGGUUGUACUGUGAACGGCUGCAGAACCUUUUGUCUGCAGACAUAUCAAUAAUUCAAGUCCAUGGGAGCAGCUCUUAGUCAGGGCUGAUACUCAGUUCCCUGCUCCCUGCAAACACCCUGCUCCUUGAUGCAACCUCAGCCACAAUGCACAAUACUGUCUGAUACUCAGUUCCCUGCUCCCUGCAUACACCCUGCUCCUCGAUCCAUCCUCAGCCACAAUGCACAAUACUGUCUGAUACUCAGUUCCCUGCUCCCUGCAUACACCCUGCUCCUCGAUCCAUCCUCAGCCACAAUGCACAACACUGUCUGAUACUCAGUUCCCUGCUCCCUGCAUACACCCUGCUCCUCGAUGCAUCCUCAGCCUCAAUGCACAAUACUGUCUGAUACUCAGUUCCCUGCUCCCUGCAUACACCCUGCUCCUCGAUGCAUCCUCAGCCUCAAUGCACAAUACUGUCUGAUACUCAGUUCCCUGCUCCCUGCAUACACCCUGCUCCUCUAUGCAUCCUCAGCCACAAUGCACAAUACUGUCUGAUACUCAGUUCCCUGCUCCCUUGUUGCUCCCUCCCUACCGUACCCUUCUCCAUAUAGGCACAACCAUAAUACUGCCUUACAAAUAAUAUUAAUCUCCCUGCACCCUGCUCCUCCAUGCUAGCACAGCCACAAUAUAUCUCUCUGCUCUACCAACUGAGCUACAUCCCUGCCGGCCAUUCCCUCCCAUACCCUGGACGACGCUGGGCCAAUUGUGCGCAGCCCCAUGGGUCUCCCGGUCGCGGCCGGCUGCGACAGAGCCUGGAUUCGAACCAGGAUCUCUGUUGGCACAGCUAGCACUGCGAUGCAGUGCCUUAGACCACUGCGCCACUCGGGAGACCCAUGGGCACCCAAAUGGCACCCUAUUCCCUAUAUAUUGCACUACUUUUGAGCAGAGCCAAAUGGGCCCUGGUCAAAAGUAGUGCAUUAUAUAGGGAAUACGGUACCAUUUGGGACGCAGCCUAUAUUGUAGACAGAGGAGCUAAGUCCUAUGAGGAGAAGAGAACAGGACAGUGACAAAAGGAGCAUUGACUAAUAGGAUUGUUUAUUAUAACACCAGAUAUAAUAGGUAUAGGACUAUAUCUAUAUACAUCUCAGAGGGCAUGUAGGGAUAGGAAAGUAGGAGAGUGAAUAGUGAUAACCUAUUAUUUCUUCCGACCGUCAGUAUCCUGUGUUAAUGGAUUAACUUUACUCAUACAGUAUACACCCUGAGGACUGGCACCAACAUACACCAGAGGAAGUACUAGAGAGAGAGAGAGAGAGAGAGAGAGAGAGAGAGAUAGAGAUAGAGAGAGAGAGAGAGAGAGAGAGAGAGAGAGAGAGAGAGAGAGAGAGAGAGAGAGAGAGAGAGAGAGAGAGAGAGAGAGAGAGAGAGACUCUCUACUGUGAGCCCAAGGCCACUUUGUUUUGUCUGCAACACGUCUCUGGAGAGAACUUGACUAAAGGCUGAUGUAAGAGGCUUGAAUGGCACAUUUUAUUUCGUUCUCGGGGACACUAGAUAGCGUUCAGGCAGUUUAUUCAAAUGGAAUAUCUGGGACUCAGUGUGAUGUGACUUCCCACGUGUGUGCACGCGUGUGUGGUUUCUAAAUUUGUCUCUGUCAGCAGCUCAUCUAGCAUUCUCCUUUCUCUCCAUCUGUCCUUCUCACUCUUUCUCAUCCCCUCAUUCUCUCUCUACCUGUUGUUUUUUAUGCUGUGAAGACUAAAGUCUGAGAGAGGUUGUUAUCUUUUGAGUGUCACUUCAAAGCUUCACAACUCCAGUAGAACAGUCUGUGCUUCUUCUGCUAUGUCUUUCAAAGACGUGGGCUGGGUGACUGACAGACUGACAGACAGAGAUAGAGUGUGGUGCAGAAUAACAGUAUGGAACCCCCUGGGAUACACCUGCAUCAUGAUCCAGUUUCUUAGAGAGAGGAGAGUAAGCCUGCUAGCAGCCUUAUAUAGAGCUCUGGCCUGGAGUUCAGCACCAUGGACAGCAUCAUGUCAGAGCAAAGGAGAAGAGAGUACUGUAUGUUAAAUGGACAGCAGCAGGGAGAAUGUAGGAGGCAGUUGAGAGAGAGGGUAGGUUCUGAACCUUGGACAAGGGCAGAGAAGAGGAGUUGUCAGAGAGUUAGUUCAGGACCACGGACAGCAAAGUAGUUGUAUCUGGCUGUGCAUGGAUAGAAAAGCAGACUGAGAAAGUUCUGCCAAUUGCUUACAUAAUUUGUUAUGUUCACACAGCCAUGUAAGCAAACCUAUUCAAAAGACCCACCCCAGUGCACACUGCGGGUGCACAAACAAACACAUUGAUAAACAAAUGUAUUCACACACAUACCGCUGCAUACUGACACACGCUCACACACACCUAACCACCACGUACACACACUACACACACGCUGGCACAUAAAUCAGCAAAAUUAUACCCUCAAUUCUUCUGAACCACGUCCUAGAAAUGCUAGCUUGCAUAAUGACAAGCUAAUUAGGCAACAACUGAGGUGUAACAUUCCAAAUGAUAUUGGUUUAUUCAGUUCACUGAGACUACCCACAGACAUUCAUUAGUGGGCCUUGUUUAUACACUGGGUCAGCUUCAGUGUGUGUGUGUGUGUGUGUGUGUGUGUGUGUGUGUGUGUGUGUGUGUGUGUGUGUGUGUGUGUGUGUACAUUGGUCAGCCCAGCUCAACUACAAGGUCAAAGAUACAGCUUCUUCCCCCAUGUGUGUGUUUCUUUGGAUUGCUGACAGGCUGUCCACAAUGGAUUAUUCACCUAGGUAUCUGUAUGUAACUUUUAUUUUGUAUUUCUCCCCCUCUCCCUCCUUCUCUCCUCCCUCUCCCCCUCUAUCUCUCUCCCUCCCUCCCUCCUUCUCUCUCCUUCCCCCUCUCUUCAUCUCCCUCUCCCACUUCCCUCCCCCUCCCCCCUCUCUCAGGUUGGCUACACGAGUUGGGAAAGCGUCUGGGAACCCCUUACUUCCUGUCUCCCCUUGCCACUUUGGCUCCUGGUUCGCUGCACCCCGCCAUUGUCGACGCUUUCCCGGCCAACAGCAGCCAAUGGAACGUGUCCGGGUCGGCGCUGGCAGGGCCGGACUCGUGGAACUCAAGCCAGUGGAACGUCACAGGGACUGGGGCCGGGGCCUUGGCUGACGGGGUGGAGGUUGGGGUGGGACAGGGUGGAGGGAUGCUGGGUGGGGGUCCAUCAGUGAGGAGCUCCUACGUGACAUCGCUGUACUUCGCUCUGAGCAGUCUGACCAGCGUGGGCUUCGGGAAUGUCUCAGCCAACACCGACUCUGAGAAGAUCUUCUCCAUCUGCACCAUGCUCAUAGGAGGUGAGUCCCUGGAGAUACAACAGGGACGUUAUUGGUUAGUGAGAACGUCAGGCCUCAGCGGUGUCAGGGGA
Messenger RNA from Coregonus sp. 'balchen', 28340 nucleotides. NCBI's taxonomy places the organism in Eukaryota, Metazoa, Chordata, Actinopteri, Salmoniformes, Salmonidae. The record is from the annotation of a GenBank genome assembly.